Messenger RNA from Gorilla gorilla gorilla (western lowland gorilla), 1564 nucleotides. RefSeq lists its product as uncharacterized. The coding region runs from base 101 to 1453 and encodes 450 amino acids. The transcript has 8 exons. Lineage: Eukaryota; Metazoa; Chordata; Mammalia; Primates; Hominidae. The record is from RefSeq and is a predicted model, not a curated record.
CUGCCCUUGGUCCUAAGUGCUACUAUCUGUGCUGAGUUUUUCAAAGGUCAGAGUAGAUUGAACCUUUGUGGUUUCAUUUUCCCUGAUUUUGAUUUUUCUUAUGGGGAAUCUGUGUGGCUGCAUUCAAGGUGACUCGAAGAAGCCUUCCAAAAAGCGUGUGAAAAAGGAGACCUACUCUACUACCAAGGUGACUUCAGGGAGCACAUUCAAUGAGAAUACAAGAAGAUAUGCUGUGCACACCAACCAGUGUCGGAGACCUCCUGGCUCCCGGGUAAAGAAGAAGAGGUACCCACAAGAAGAUGACUUCUAUCAUACAGUCUUCAGCAACCUUGAAAGAUUGGACAAGCUUCAGCCCACUCUUAAAGCCUCUGAGGAGUCUCUAGUUCACAAGGACAGAGGAGAUGGAGAGAGGCCAGUCAACGCGAGGGUGGUGCAGGUGGCCCCUCUGAGGCAUGAAUCUACUCCCCAUGAGGACGCCGUACACGACAUCACUAACGAGGACACUGUACACCACAUCACUAACGAGGCCGCCGACAAGGGCGUCGCCAACGAGGACGCCGCCCAGAGCAUCGCCAACGAGGACGCCGCCCACGGCAUCGCCAGCGAGGACGCCGCCCACGGAAUCGCCAGUGAGGAUGCCGCCCAGGGCAUCGCCAAUGUGGUCGCCGUCCAGGGCAUCGCCAAGGAGGACGCCGUCCAGGGCAUCGCCAACGAGGACGCCGCCCAGGGCAUCGCCAACGAGGACGCCGCCCAGGGCAUCGCCAACGAGGACGCCGCCCAGGGCAUCGCCAACGAGGACGCCGCCCAGGGCAUCGCCAACGAGGACGCCGCCCAGGGCAUCGCCAACGAGGACGCCGCCCACGGCAUCGCCAGCGAGGACGCCGCCCACGGAAUCGCCAGCGAGGACGCCGCCCAGGGCAUCGCCAACGUGGUCGCCGUCCAGGGCAUCGCCAAGGAGGACGCCGUCCAGGGCAUCGCCAAGGAGGACGCCGCCCAGGGCAUCGCCAACGAGGACGCCGCCCAGGGCAUCGCCAACGAGGACGCCGCCCACGGCAUCGCCAGCGAGGACGCCGCCCACGGAAUCGCCAGCGAGGACGCCGCCCAGGGCAUCGCCAACGUGGUCGCCGUCCAGGGCAUCGCCAAGGAGGACGCCGUCCAGGGCAUCGCCAAGGAGGACGCCGCCCAGGGCAUCGCCAACGAGGACGCCGCCCAGGGCAUCGCCAACGAGGACGUCGCCCAGGGCAUCGCCAACGAGGACGCCGCCCAGGGCAUCGCCAUCGCUAAUGACACCGUACAAGACAUGCUAUCGAGGAGGCUGUACAGGACAUCGCUAAUGAGGGCACUGUACAAGACAUCACCAAUGAGGGCGCUUUAUACGACAUUGCUAAUGACACCGACAAGGCACGCUAACGUGGACGCUGUACACGACAUUGCUAAUGAGGACACCGUAUAAGACAUCGCUAGUAACUAUCGCAAGAACAAAAAACCAAACACCGCAUAUUCUCACUCAUAGAUGGGAAUUGAACAAUGAGAUCACAUGGACACAAGAAGGGGAAUAUCACAC